Molecule: messenger RNA, 1885 nt
Organism: Clupea harengus (Atlantic herring)
Lineage: Eukaryota; Metazoa; Chordata; Actinopteri; Clupeiformes; Clupeidae
Gene: nae1
Product: nedd8 activating enzyme E1 subunit 1
Biological process (GO): protein neddylation
Cellular component (GO): cytoplasm
Molecular function (GO): NEDD8 activating enzyme activity
Source: RefSeq, a predicted model, not a curated record
AUCAAAGAUUUCAAAACUGACGAAUCUGUCAGCGAGAGGACUAGUUGUUUGACUAUUUUCGCCGGUAAAGUAGAGCAGAAUGGCAGCCACUAAAACAUCUAAGGAGCAGAAAUAUGACAGACAACUGAGAUUAUGGGGAGAUCAUGGACAAGAGUCUUUGGAGAAUGCCCACGUCUGUCUCAUCAAUGCCACGGCUACUGGCACUGAAAUACUUAAGAACCUAGUGCUGCCAGGAAUUGGCGCCUUCACCAUUGUUGAUGGGCAUAAAGUGUCAGGAGAAGACGUAGGGAACAACUUUUUUCUCAGUAACAACAGCAUCGGAAAGAACAGGGCCCAGGCUGCCACUGAACUACUCCAAGAGCUUAACAGUGAUGUGUCAGGGAACUUUGUGGAAGAGGCUCCUGACAAGCUCCUGGACAAUGAUCCCGAGUUCUUCCACAGGUUUAGCCUGGUGGUCGGGGUCCAGUUACCUGAAAGCACGUGUGUGAGGUUAGGCGCGGUCCUCUGGAACGCCAGCGUGCCCUUCCUCGUGUGCAGGACCUACGGUCUCACCGCCUACAUGAGGCUGGUAGUCAGAGAACACACAGUGGUUGAGUCCCACCCAGAUAACAUGCUGGAGGACCUGAGGCUGGACCAGCCCUUCCCUGAGCUGAAGAAGCACAUCGAGUCCUACGACCUGGACAACAUGGAGAAGAAAGAUCACAGCCACACUCCAUGGAUCAUCGUCAUGGCCAAACACUUGGAGAAGUGGAGAAGUGAGCAUGACGCUCAGCUGCCCAAGAACUACAAAGAGAAGGAAGCCUUCAGGGAGCUCCUCCGGCAAGGGAUCUUGAAGAAGGACAAUGGCGUCCCUGAGGAUGAGGAGAACUUUGAGGAGGCCAUCAAGAAUGUCAACACAGCCCUGAACCCCACUAAGAUUUCCAGUGCUGUAAAGGACCUCUUCAAUGGAGAGCAGUGCAAUAACAUCACUGCACAGACUCCAUCCUUCUGGGUGAUCGCGCGGGCGGUGAGGGAGUUCGUGAGGGAGGAGGGCAAUGGCUCCCUGCCUGUGCGUGGCACCAUCCCCGACAUGAUCGCAGACUCCCAGAAGUUCAUCAAACUGCAAAACAUUUACAGGGAGAAGGCCAUGCAGGAUGUGGCGGUCGUGUCUAAGCAUGUGGAGUCUCUGCUGCAGUCUGUCGGAAAGCCUACGGAGAGCAUCGCUGAACAGGAAAUCAAGUUAUUCUGUAAGAAUGCAGCCUUCCUGAGGGUGGUGCGCUGCAGGUCACUGGCAGAGGAGUACAGUGUGGAGACCUUCAACAGAGAUGAGAUCACGUCCUGCAUGGAUAACCCCGACAGUGAGAUGGUCCUCUACUUGCUGCUUCGCUCCAUUGACCGUUUCUAUCAGCAACACUCCCGUUACCCAGGUGUGUACAACUACCAGGUGGAGGAUGACAUCAGCAAGCUGAAGGUGUGUGUGAACAGCCUGCUGCAGGAGUACGGCCUCGGCGGCAGCGUGAAAGACGACUACGUCCACGAGUUCUGCCGGUGUGGAGCAGCUGAACCUCAUACUGUUGCAGCCUUCUUGGGAGGCUCAGUGGCGCAGGAGGUCAUCAAAGUCGUCACCCACCAGUUUGUCCCGUUAAACAACACCUUCAUCUACAACGCCAUGGCCCAGACCAGCGCCAGCUUUCAGCUCUAGGCUCCGCUGUUGGUCCACCCCAAGCCAGCGCUUUCUAUUUUCAUUUCCCUGUACAAAGACAAGACAUGUGUGUGUGGUGUGUGUGUGUGUGAGAGAAAGAGUCUCUAUGUAGCGUUGCAAUCUUCUCAGCCUAGCCUUGUUUACGUCUGUGUAUGUUGUUGCUGGCCAAGAAUGUUGUUGGCCACCAUAAAUACUUCAAACUUU